Molecule: messenger RNA, 1422 nt
Organism: Scheffersomyces amazonensis
Lineage: Eukaryota; Fungi; Ascomycota; Pichiomycetes; Serinales; Debaryomycetaceae
Gene: CLG1
Product: Clg1p
Exons: 1
Coding region: 1-1422 (473 amino acids)
Biological process (GO): regulation of cyclin-dependent protein serine/threonine kinase activity
Cellular component (GO): cyclin-dependent protein kinase holoenzyme complex; nucleus
Molecular function (GO): cyclin-dependent protein serine/threonine kinase regulator activity; protein kinase binding
Source: RefSeq, a predicted model, not a curated record
AUGUAUCAACAACAUCCAUAUUAUCAGGGUCAAGUACCUGUAGCUACCGUUGCUGCUUCUGUACCUGCACCACCUACUUUUCAUCAUAGAUCAAAUUCAUCUUUUGGAUUUAUGCAACAGCAACAACAACCAAAUCAUUAUUCAACACCUCCAUCAGGUUAUUUUUCCUCAGGUUCCAUUCCCGCUCCACUUGGUUUAAAACAUUCAAGAUCCUUUUAUAAUACUAAUAAUACUCAACAACAACCAACUCAAAUACAGCCUGUUCAAGCUUAUAAUGGAUUUAUUGCUCCAACUAUGGGACAUAUGGUAAUGCCAAUUGCUCCACCAAAUGUCAUUGCACCACCUCAACCACAAGGAAUCCAACCAGCUCCUCCAGCUGAUGAACAAGUCAAUGGAGGUAUUAAUUCUGUAUUGGAAUAUGACUUGAAUACUAUGGCUUGCUUUUUAAGUUGGUGUUCAUUUGGAAUGUUAAAACAACGUCGUAAUCCAACCAAAGAGUUUGAAAGCUUGAUUGUAUCAGUAUUAUUUGCCACAAGAUUACCUAAAUCUACUAUCAUCAUUGCUCUUGAAUAUAUGAAUCAAAGAUUCUCAAGUCAUAGUGAUUUAUCUCUUGGUGGUUCAGGUAAGAAAUUAACUGAACAAGAAAUCUUUGUCAAUUUGAUUGUUAGUUUAAUUUUGGCUAAUAAAUUUAAUGAUGAUAAUACAUUUACUAAUAAAUCAUGGUGUGGAGCUACUGGAUUACAGUUACAAGUAUUAAAUAAGGAAGAAAAAGAUUGGUUAGAUGAAUGCAAAUGGAGCUUAAAUGUGGUGAAUUUUGAAUCAAAUAUAAUCACUUUAGAAGAAUGUUGGACUACUUGGUUAGAUAAAUAUGGUAAUAAUCAAGAUGCUAUAGAAACUCCAGCUGUACCUUCAACCACAUUAGCUCCUUCGAAAAUAAAUAAUAUAAUAAGCUCUUCUCCAGCUUCAAUUCAUCAACAAUAUUAUCACCCUCAUCAUCAAUACAAUUCUUCAUUGUCUUCAAAAAUGUCAAACUCUUAUUCGAGUAUUCCAUCAUCUCCAAUAUAUUCAGACACUUAUUAUUAUCCUUCAUCAUCAUCUCCACUGAUAACACCUCCUACAAAAUAUAAUGAAGGAUCUUUAUGGGCUGAUAAUUUUGCUCCAACCACUCAUUCAAUUGUAUCUCAACAACAAGGUCCAACUUCAUCAACUAUAAUAGCACCAUCUGGUUCAAUAUGGACUACAAAUGCUAAUAACAAUAACACUACUACCCCUAAUAUUUCCUUUCAACCUCAUGGACAUCCACCAGCAAUACCGUUUUUAAACACAUCUACAACAAGUUAUCCUUUCCAUCAUCAUCCGCUUAUACAUCAUGGUGGUGGAUUUGUUGGAUAUGCUAAUCCUUACUACAUGGCAUCUUGUUAA